AUGACUUCAUACAAAUUCGAAGGGUGGUUGGGCCAGUCGCCUGACGCUGUCAAUGGAAAGAUGGUUUGGGGAGAAUUUGAACCAAAGAAGUGGACCGAGGACGACGUCGACAUCCAGAUCACACAUUGUGGCAUGUGUGGCUCUGACCUGCACACCUUGAGUUCUGGAUGGAGCCCAACUCCCUAUCCGUGCUGUGUUGGACAUGAGAUUGUGGGUAAAGCUGUUCGUGUUGGCAGCAAAGUUAAGGAUAUCCAAGUCGGAGAUCGUGUCGGCGUCGGUGCUCAAGCCCGCAGCUGUCUAGAGCCUGAUUGCCCUCAAUGCUCUAACCAGCAGGAGAACUACUGCAAACGUGGUAAUGUCGGCACAUACGGCUCUGUUUACCCCAACGACGAGGGGAAAUCAUACGGCGGCUAUGCUGACUAUAACCGUACCAAUGGUCACUUCGUGUUUAAGAUUCCAGAUGGCUUAUCAUCUGCUGCUGCCGCGCCUAUGCUAUGUGGUGGCAUCACCGUAUUUGCACCUCUACAGCACUACGGCUGUGGACCAGGUAAAUCAGUCGGUAUUGUGGGUGUUGGCGGACUAGGCCACUUUGGUGUCAUUUUCGCCAAGGCCCUUGGUGCAGAUAAGGUCGUUGGUGUUUCCAGAAAGGCUGCUAAGAAGGAUGAGGUCCUGCAGCUCGGAGCUGAUGCUUAUAUUGCAACUGAUGACGAUGAGAAGUGGUCGGAAACAGAAGCUGGGUCUCUAGACCUCAUCGUCAGCACCGUUUCGAGCUCAAAGAUGCCCCUUGAUGGUUACCUCAAACUACUCAAAGUUGGUGGCACUCUCGUCCAAGUUGGCGCCCCGGACGAAGGCAAACUUCCUGCUAUGAAUAUUUUUACCAUGCUUAUGGGUGGCUUGAAGUUUGCUGGCAGUGGUAUUGGCUCCCCAGCUGAGAUUAGAGACAUGCUGAAGCUUGCUGCUGAGAAGAACAUUAAGCCUUGGAUUGAAACACGGCCGAUGGAGGAUGCGAACCAGGCUGUUCUCGAUCUUGUAGCGGGUAAACCCCGAUUCCGCUAUGUUUUGGUUAACGGAAAACAUGCCUAA
Messenger RNA from Fusarium sp. VM40, 1083 nucleotides. The record is from the annotation of a GenBank genome assembly. Lineage: Eukaryota; Fungi; Ascomycota; Sordariomycetes; Hypocreales; Nectriaceae.